Molecule: messenger RNA, 2408 nt
Organism: Rhineura floridana
Lineage: Eukaryota; Metazoa; Chordata; Lepidosauria; Squamata; Rhineuridae
Gene: IL18RAP
Product: interleukin 18 receptor accessory protein
Exons: 11
Coding region: 212-2005 (597 amino acids)
Biological process (GO): interleukin-18-mediated signaling pathway
Molecular function (GO): interleukin-1 receptor activity; interleukin-18 receptor activity
Source: RefSeq, a predicted model, not a curated record
ACUAAAAAAAAGAGGAAGGGGUGAUGAUGAUGUCAGUGAGGUAAAGGAAACUCUGAUUAAAAGGAAACUCUCACGGCAUAACGGGUUGAGAGCUAACCACAGAACUUAACAUCUAGCGAGAUGCAGAGAAAAAAAUCCCAGGGAAAAUGCAUCAGGCUAUUUCUGCCAUGAAGGGCGAUUGCCACAUGAAGAAAUGCAAUGGUAGAAAGCAAUGUUAAUAUUCUCUUAUCUUUUUCUGUUGUUAAUGGAAACAGCAGAAGUCAAAGAUUUUAACAUUACAGGAUGUCUUCACAAGCACACUGAUGUGAGGUACCGGGCCGUUAGUGACCAGAAAUUUGUUGUAUCUUGUGACUUACCACCUGAGGACCCUGAUUCAAUAUUUAACAGUUCUCAUCUUUAUGAAAGCCAGCUGCAGUGGUUCUGGCAAUCAAGUGAUGGAGGAGUCACGAUGCGUCUCAAAAGUAAAACCAUCAACCCAACACUUCAGGGAAAUGCCCUUUGGUUUAAUCCAAUAACAGUUGAACAUUCUGGAACAUAUAUUUGCAUAAAUAGGGAAAAAACAUUGAUGUGUGCCAAUAUAUUCAUAGAUGUUCAGACAAAGAAGAUGGCUAAUUGUUCUGAUAGCAGCACAAAUGACAAUUAUUUGUUUGUUCUACGAGGAGCAAACAUUUCUUGCCCAGGAAAAGACUGUUACAGUAAUUUUCAGCGCUCACCUGUUAAAUGGUACAAGAAUGGACGAAAAUUAAGACUUCGAAAGGAUGAAAGACCAACCCUGCAAUUUCAGCAUGAUAAAAUACUAUUUCGUUAUGUCUAUGAAAUAGAUAAUGGUACUUAUAUAUGUGAUUACAUGCUGAUUGACAACAGUACCCAGUGGACAGUGAGAACGAUAGUGAAUGUAAAUAUCAUCUCAAAAGACACCAUCAAUCCUCCAAAGAUUCUGGAUCCGAGUGGUCUGAGAACCCUUGAAGUAGAACUUGGACAACCGCUUGAGCUUAAAUGCAAAGCACAGUUUGGUUUUGAACUGAAUGCUUCAUCUUCGAUGCAGUGGUACAGAGAAAACGGUGAAAGUAAGAAACUGCUACAGCAAAUAUGGGUUCAUCCAAAGGGACUAGAAGGCGAAUGCUUUGUUCACAUUUUCAACCUAAUGAACGUAACUGAAGAGGAUUUAAGCAGCCAGUUCAUCUGCCAUGCUCAAAAUUCCAUUGGAAACUCCAUAGGGGUGUUCAAACUUAAGAAGAGAACAGAAAGAGCUGUGUACCUCUUGCUCAUUUUGUGCUGUGCCGUUAUAACUAUAUUUAUAAUCUUUUCGGGAAGUAUGAUGGCUUACCGGCACCGGAUUGAAAUAGUGCUGUUAUAUCAAAAUUAUGUGGCCAAAGAUGAAACUGUUGGUGAUGGCAAGGAAUUUGAUGCAUUUGUGUCCUAUGCAAAACCAGAUUCUCCUGAAGCAGAUCAAGCACUACUUGUUGAGGAGAAGUUUGCCUUGGACAUUCUUCCUCAAGUUCUAGAAAAAAAAUAUGGAUAUAAGCUAUGUCUCACUGAAAGGGAUAUCCUUCCAGGAGGAGCAUACACUGAUGACAUUGUAAAUGCUGUCAAAAAGAGCAGACGAGCAAUCAUGGUCUUAAGCCCAAACUAUGUCAACGGACCGGCUCUCUUUGAGCUCGAAGCAGCAGUCAACACUGCCCUGGAAGAUAGGACAAUAAAGCUCAUCCUAAUUCAGUUUGAGUCUUUCCACGAGCCAGAGUCGUUACCUCACAAUGUGAAGGCUGCUCUCAGGGUUUUGCCCAGGAUUACCUGGAAAACAUCGCCCUCUCCCACUGCAAAUAAGCAGUUCUGGAGAAAACUGCAGUAUCGCAUGCCAGUGAAGCACACCAACGGAAGUGAAGGCCAGCAACCUUCAUUUUCCUCCCUCCAGCAACUGGGCAUGAAUAAUAGAAAAGACGCGGCAGGGAGAAGAAGCUGGACGAAGAAGUGGAGAAAGAUUUGGGAAAGAACUUCCCUAAACUGAAGACUUGUCAGGGGAGGGGAGGCCAUAGUUCAGCGACAGAUAACACGCCUCAUGUACAGAAGCCUCUUCAGCUGUAAAAAGGUGUUGGACAGCAGGGCUGAGAAAGACCUUGGCCUGAAGCCUUGGAAGCCUGUACAACAGCGUCAUACGUUAAAGCAGGGUUAUCUUUUGCUCUGUAAUAGUAAAGUGAAAUUAAAAAAUUCUUAUAAAAGUAUUUUGUCAUAGUAAAAGAUGCUGAAUGCAGCUGAGCUGUGCCAUGUCUUCGUAACAUAACUAUUUAUUAAUAAUUAUGAUAUGCCUCAGGGGUAGUAAUACCCACCUGCUGGAGUGAACUCUGGACAAAUGUUUUAAGUUCAGUCUCUGAUCAGUGAUACUGGAAUGUGAUUGUGGCUCCCGACUUACA